UUCAAUCUCAGUGGCACUACGAAAGAAACGCCGGUUAGCUCCAUUUUACCAGCGCGAACUCCAAAACCCGCUUUAAACCCCCAAAAAUAAUUCCGCCGCCGUCUCCGUUAUCUUCCUCCUCCUCCUCCUUCCGCCGGCGACUGCGGGGAAGCUCGCCAACGCACGCCUCGGCCACAGAUUUGACCCAAGGGUGUGAAGGAGAUUCAACUUUGGGUUUGGAAUGAACUGCUUGUCUAGGUUAUCUGCAUACUCCGCAACCAUCUUUGGAAGGUCGACCAGCCAUUUCAUUGUCAAGGGCACCUGGAAUCAGUGUUCAAGCCCCAUUUGGAAACACAGCUUUGAGCUUAGUUCUGUUAGAACUGGGAACCCGAAACUCGUCUUUCCCAAGUUCGCCACCCGGUGCUACUCAUCCGAGAAGCCCAAAUCGAAAACUCCGCGGAAAAGAAAGUCGUUAGAGCAGAAAGAAACAGAUAUGGAGAAAGAUUCUUUCUUUGUGGUGAGGAAGGGGGAUGUUGUUGGUGUGUACAAGACUUUUAAUGAGUGUCAGGCUCAAGUUGGAUCUUCAAUAUGUGACCCUCCUGUGAGCAUUUACAAAGGGGAAUCGUUACCGGAUGAAACCAAAGAGUACCUUGCAACUUGUGGGCUUCAGAAUGCUAUAUACACUAUUCGAGCUCAAGAUUUGAAGCCUGACCUCUUUGGCACUCUUGUACCUUGGCCAUUUCAGCAACCUGAUCAUUCCACGGAACAAAUUGAUGCCCGGGAUGACAAAAAGAGAACCCUAGAUAUGAUGAUACCACAACCAGCGGAAGCAGGUGGAACAACCACAUUGAGUAUAGCUGAUCCCUCAAAGAAGGCUGUCCGAUUGGAUUAUCAAAUGGCUACUCCACUACGUUCUCUUGGUUAUGACCCGGAAUUUUGUACCCUCGCGUUUGAUGGUGCUUCAAGAGGAAACCCUGGACCUGCAGGAGCCGGAGCUGUUCUACGGACAAGUGAUGGAACUUUGAUCUGCCGGUUGCAAGAAGGAUUAGGCAACAAGACUAAUAAUGUGGCUGAGUAUAGAGCUGUACUUCUUGGAAUGAAAUAUGCUCUCCAGAGGGGCUAUCGAAAAAUACGCAUACAAGGCGACUCCAAGCUCGUGUGCUCUCAGGUUGAUGGUACAUGGAAGGUCAAGCAUGCUGGCAUGGCCGAAUUAUGCGAUAAGGUCAAAGAGCUUAAGGACAGAUUCGUCUCAUUCGAGAUUAACCAUGUUCUGAGGGAAUUCAACGCGGAAGCUGAUGUUCAGGCGAAUCUUGCUGUCAAUCUUCGUGAGGGAGCAGUUCAGGAGGUUUACGAAUAGCAGCAUAGCUACGUACACAUAAAGCUUGUUUCUUUUCUACCUGGUUUUCUCUCUUACCUGCCAUUAUCCGAGCGACUGAAAUAGUCAAAGAUAUUCGACAUUCCUGAUGGGUAGAGAGGCUUCACAUUCAGCACAGGAGAUGUCGAAAGAGGCCAGUUUUUGCAAUGUGAUUUCCAGUGCCCAUGCAGGUUUGAACAACUUAUUAUAAACUCUCAGAAGAUGGACUAUAUACCUUUUGAUGCUUGCAUAGCCAUUUUGGAUACCAUCGAACUUGCCAUAUUUUUUUCAAACCUAUAGAAAGUAAAAUCCAGCUAACUUUUCAUCAAACCCCUACUAGGAUGAUGAUAUGCUAAAAGGACUAGGGUGGCUGCAGGCACUAAUUCGUUCCAUUGAUUUUUUCGAAACAUUGAAGGAUACUAAGCUUUUUUGCGACGGACAUAUCAAAACAUUACCUAAGCUUUGAUAAUGGCCAUAAUUAC
Linum tenue is the source of this 1815-nucleotide messenger RNA. Lineage: Eukaryota; Viridiplantae; Streptophyta; Magnoliopsida; Malpighiales; Linaceae. The record is from the annotation of a GenBank genome assembly.